AUGGACAUGGCAAUUUCUUCUGACUUGCCUGAGCUCAUGAAACUUCAACAAGAUGUCAAGGAGCUGCGGAAUUCUUUCCUGGUGCUCUUACAAAGCCACCAGGACGGGUACCAGAACUGCCUCUCUGACAUAAUGGCUGCUGUGCAGGGGGCACAGCUGAGCGGCGAGGCUCUUCGAGCUUGUCAGUCAGAGGCUGCACAUCUACAACAGUGCUUGCAGGAGCUGGAUUCACGCUUCCGUCUGGAACAGCAGAGGAGGAGAGCCCUCCAUAACAGCCUGGUGGAGCUGAAAGGAAACAUCCGAGUCCACUGUCGUAUCCGUCCCUUUCUGUCAUAUGAUAAAGAGUUGGAUGGUUCAGCUUCACAGAACUGCACCACCCCUGGAGAAGUGGCCCAUGCUGUUGAUGAUGUCUGCAUGUUAGGACUGCAUGCAAUCUUAUCUGCUGAGGCCGUCACCAGUGCUGUGGAGUUUGUGGGGCUCAUCCACAGAGGGAUACAGCUCAGAGUACAGCACCCCACCCUGGUCCACAAGAACUCUUCCAGGUCUCACUUGAUUGUCACGGCAACUCUGACCACAGCUUCCUCCUUGGGCAGCACUGCCCCACAGUCCAGCCAAGGUUCCCUCCAGAAGAAAGCAGGAGCAGGUAAUUGGUGGAUUACCUCUCCUCAGGCUUCGUCCCCACACACCAUUCCAGUGGACUCUGCAGACCAUUCUGGGCAGGUGCUGGCCAGGCUGCAGCUUGUGGACUUGGCCGGCAGUGAGUGUGCAGCAGUGUCUGGGGUGACCGGUUUGGCACUGAAGGAGACCUCCUUCAUCAACCGGAGUCUGGCUGCCCUCGCAGACGUCCUCAGAGCCUUGUCAGAGCACUGUGACCACAUCCCAUAUCGGAACAGCAAGCUCACCCACCUGCUCCAAGAUUCCAUCGGUGGUGAUGCCAAGUUACUGAUGAUCCUAUGUGUGUCCCCCGGGCAGAAGCACAUGGCAGAGACUCUGCGGGCCCUAAAAUUUGGAGCUCAAGCUCGGCAGAUUGAGCGACGACCAUCCAGAAGGAGACCUCCCAGCUCCCAGAUGCAGAAGUCAGGGAUGGGCCUGGCAGGGUCAUCGGCUCUUCCUUGA
Molecule: messenger RNA, 1116 nt
Organism: Onychomys torridus (southern grasshopper mouse)
Lineage: Eukaryota; Metazoa; Chordata; Mammalia; Rodentia; Cricetidae
Gene: Kif25
Product: kinesin family member 25
Exons: 10
Coding region: 1-1116 (371 amino acids)
Biological process (GO): microtubule-based movement
Molecular function (GO): ATP binding; microtubule motor activity; microtubule binding
Source: RefSeq, a predicted model, not a curated record